Molecule: messenger RNA, 2514 nt
Organism: Molossus molossus (Pallas's mastiff bat)
Lineage: Eukaryota; Metazoa; Chordata; Mammalia; Chiroptera; Molossidae
Gene: SHROOM1
Product: shroom family member 1
Exons: 7
Coding region: 1-2514 (837 amino acids)
Biological process (GO): actin filament bundle assembly; cell morphogenesis
Cellular component (GO): apical junction complex; cortical actin cytoskeleton; adherens junction
Molecular function (GO): actin filament binding
Source: RefSeq, a predicted model, not a curated record
AUGGAGGCCCUGGGCCCUGGGGGCGACCGCGUCUCUCCAGCUUCCUCCACGCGCAGCCUGGACCUGCGGCGGCUGUCGGUGCGCGCCGACUCGGCCUACAGCUCCUUUUCGGCGGCCUCGGGCGGUGCAGAGUCGCGCACGCCGUCGCCGGAGACCGACCUCCUCCCGUACUUAGACUGGGACUACGUGCGCGUGGUGUGGGGCGGCCCGGCCUCCGCCUCUGCCGCCACCGCCCUUCGCGCCUCCCCGCCGCCCGGGGCCGCGGCCGCCGCGCGCAGAGGGCCGCGGCCGCCACAGGUCCCGGAGGUCCCGGGGCCGCUCAGCAGGCAGGCCACCCCGCUGCUGUACGCGCUGGCAGCCGAGGCGGAGGCCGCAGCGCGGGCCGCCGAGCCGCCCAGCCCACCGGCCUCGCGGGCUGCCUACCGCCAGCGGCUGCAGGGCGCGCAACGGCGAGUCCUCCGGGAGACCUCCUUCCAGCGCAAAGAGCUCCGCAUGAGUCUGCCGGCCCGCCUGCGGCCCGCGACCCCCGUGCGGCCCCCGGCGGCGCACCCGCGCUCCGCCUCGCUGGGCCACCCAGGCAGGGAAGGGGAGCCGGCUCGCUCCGGGGCUCGCGCGCCUGGAACCGCAGGCCGGGGCCACCUUGCCAACCAGCAGCAGAAGUGGUGCUUCUCUGAGCCAGGGAAGCUGGAUCUCAUGGGUCAGGGUGGUGGGAUGGUCGGGGAAUGCUUGGGUGGUGCCUGCUCCAGCUUUGGACUCGCCAGGCCUGAGACCCAGGAAUUGCAGCAUCAGAUCCUGGCUGAGUUCGAAGGUCACCAGAUCAGAUGGCUAAGAGGCACAGAGGACCUAGAACCCCGGUCCUUGAAGCUCGACAACAUCUACAGGCCUGCUGGAAGGAGUCACAGCGCUUCAGGGGAAGCUUUGGGUCCCUGGGGAGGUACUGGAGGGCCCAUGCCCAUCGUCCAGGCAGUUCCUCAAGGAACAGAACUCCCCAGACCAUUGUUUCAGACCAAACAUUCCAGGUUCCUGACUCAGAAGGAAGCUACAGUGUUGUGUCCUGGAGAGGGUCCCCAGAGCAGUCCCAUUGACUGUGAGCACAGGGUCCCAGAGACGUGCAUUGUGUCUGCCCGGCUCCCCUCCCUUCCUGAUGAUGAUGUCUUCCUGGAAGAAGCCCUGCUGGUCAGAAUGAGAUCACCUCCAGACUCCCAUGCCCCACUUGGGCUCCCAACCAGUGUCCAUGCCGCUAACCUACAGUAUGGAGCUGGCUUGGGCCAAAGGCCAGAUGGAGCUACAGUUCUCCCAGAGCACUCCGUCCAUGAGUGCCCAGAGACUACAGAGGCAGAUGACUGCUGGCCCACAUGCUGUAGCCCCCCUGGGACUGCAAAUGGUGACAUCCCAACCACUGACUCCACUGGACUGUUGACGACUGACUUCCCUGUAGCUGCAGACUCCCUCAAACCUCUCCCAGUUGAUGCCCUGGGACCUCCAGGCAGUGAUCACCAAGGGCCUCCUAAUGAUACUGCCCUGGCUUGGGGCACUGUCCAGCCUGGUUCCAGUCUGCGCUUGGAGGAGCUGGUUCAGGAGCUUGCCAGACUGGAUCCCUCUCUGAGUGACACUCUCACCUCCUAUCCCAUCCCAGAGCCACCUCUGGAUGUGCUGGAUGGGUUGAUUCCUUUAGCUGAGGUUUGGGCUGCAAUGCGGCUGGCCUGUGGCAAGUCUGGAAAGGAGGCUGCUGCUAUUUCUGAGCCUGGCUCUGGCUUUAUCUCCGGGUCUAUUCUGUUUAGCUCCAUCCAGCUCCUGCCAACUUCUCAGGAGCAAACAAGGCCUGAAAACCUUACCACCCACCCUGUGCCUGACCAGCCACGUGCCCAGGGUCUGCCGGAGCAAAACAACAGCAUCCAAGCUAAGAAAGUGGAGCUAGCAGAUCUCCUCCAAAAGAUGCUGUGGGACCUUCAGGAUGAGCAGGAGCAGCUGCAGAGGGCAGCCCAGACCUGGGCCAGGCGCGGGGUUGCGCUGGAGGCCGCGGUAGGCCAGGCCUGUGCACCCCGCGAGCUAGAGCGGUUCACCCGGUUCAUGGCCGACCUAGAGCGCGUGCUUGGCCUCCUGCUGCUACUGGGCAGUCGCCUGGCUCGCGUGCGCCGCGCCCUGGCCCGAACGGGGACAGACGGGGACCCUGAUGAGCAGGCUUCUCUGUUGCAAAGACUCGGGCUCCUGCAGCGGCAGCAGGAGGAUGCCAGGGAGCUGAAGGAGCACGUGGCGAGGCGCGAGCGGGCCCUGCGCGAAGUGCUGGUGAGGUCACUGUCCGCCGGAGAGCUGCGUGCCUACUGCGCCCUCCUGGCCGGCAAGGCCGCGGUCCUAGCCCAGCAGCGCAGCUUGGACGAGCGGGUCCGGCUUCUUCAGGACCAACUGGAUGCCGUCAGGAGCCGCCUUGGCCAUCAACUUCCAUCUCCCCGGCCGGCCUCUCCCCCCGGAACCCGUUCUCCGGAUAAACCGCCGUUCUCCCCUCUGCUUAUUUAG